AUGUCUUCGUCGUAUAAGCGCCUGACGAUCAAGCGGUUCCCUCGCGUUCAGGAGCGCGAGACCGCGGAGGCGCGAUACUGGCGAAAUUUCACCAACCCCGAAGUCCAGACCCACAACGCGCCGGUGUCAUGCAUCCACUUCAGCGCCACGGCCCCGCACGACUUUGCGGUGACGUGCUCCACGCACGUCUCCCUGCACGCGGCGGCCACCGGGCGCCAGAUUCGGAGCGUCGGCCGCUUCGACCACGUGGCGCACAGCGCUCAGCUCCGCUCGGACGGGAAGCUCAUGGGGACCGGGGACCACACCGGGACCGUCAAGGUGAUCGACGUUAAGACCAAGGGCAUCCUCCGAGCAUUCCGCGAGCACAAGGCGCCUACGCGAGUCGUGAGAUGGUCUUGCGACGGGCUUCAACUGGCCAGCGGCUCCGACGACAAAACACUCCGCCUGUGGGAUCUGCCAACGUCUACGGCCGUCCAGGUCAGGCAAGGCCACGCGGACUACGUGCGCGCGUUGGCGGCCUCCCCCUCGAGCCCGGACACCUGGAUCUCCGGAUCGUACGACCACACCGUCAAGAUGUGGGACACCCGACAACCCAAGGGAAACGUCCUGGAACUUUCCCACGGGGCUCCGGUGGAGGCGUGCCUGUUUUUGGGGGGGGGGGGUCUCUGCGUCAGCGCCGGCGGAAACGAGGUCAAGGUGUGGGAUUUGCUGGGGGGAGGGGGGGGACGGCUGCUGCACACGCUGGCGAACCACCAGAAGACGGUGACCUGCCUCGCGCUGGAUGGCACCGGAUCGCGGCUGCUGACGGGGGGGCUGGAUAGGCACGUCAAGAUUUACAACCUCGAGAACUUCAAGGUGGUACACAUGCUUAAGUACCAGGCGCCGGUGCUGGCCCUUGCCCUGGCGCCCGACAACUCGUCGCUCGUCGCCGCUACCACGGACCGGGCGCUGACGAUACGGCGAAGGGACCUCCGCCACGCGGCGGCACUAGCGGAGAGGGAGAUGGCCAAGUCGGGGAGAAUCGGGGGGCCCGUGGGAUCAGACGGGGGUCCCCGAUCUGUCCGCACCGGUACGGCCAGGUAUUUCAACCGAGGGAAGACGGAGGGGGCCGGGGAAGGGGACGUGAAGGUAGCGGCGAGGAGAAGCAGAGCUAUCGCCUCCUACGAUGAGUCUCUCCGAAAGUUUCGUUUCCGUGAGGCCCUGGACAGGGGUCUGGCUACGGGAAGCCCCCUGGUAGUGGCGGCGCUGUUGGAGGCGUUGAGGGAGAGGGGGGCGUUGGAGAAGGCGCUGUCGGGGAGGGAUGCGGCGGGGCUCGAGCCUGUCGUUGCGUACCUGGCAAAGCACCUCACGAACCCUCGACAUACGGAGCAGCUCAUCGCGGUCACGUCGAGCGUGCUGGAUAUGUACGGGGACGUUGUGGCGUCUUCCCCUAAGGCCCUCGGCCUCUUCGCGAAGCUACGAGCUCAGCAAACCCAAGGAAACUGA
This is a messenger RNA of Ectocarpus siliculosus, 1485 nucleotides long. NCBI's taxonomy places the organism in Eukaryota, Phaeophyceae, Ectocarpales, Ectocarpaceae. The record is from the annotation of a GenBank genome assembly.